Messenger RNA from Chrysemys picta bellii (western painted turtle), 2799 nucleotides. It is a transcript of the gene TMEM125, whose product is annotated as transmembrane protein 125. Lineage: Eukaryota; Metazoa; Chordata; Testudines; Emydidae. The record is from RefSeq and is a predicted model, not a curated record.
AAAGAAGAAGCCAUUUGCAGCAAGGGAGAAACGGGCAUGCUGGGAAUGGCUCAGUGUCUCUGGGCCUGGCUUUGCUUCCUCACUAUCACAGCACUCCCAGAUUGACCCCAUUGACUCUGUAAAGGGCCAGUCCUGAAGGUGUCAAAUGUCUUCUGCUCAGCCAGUGACUUAAGAGUUAACAUAUUAAAUGCCAUGUAAGUCACUAUUUGUUUAACUCUGGUAAUCCUGCUUGGCUCUGCCAGCUCAGCCAGAAGCCUUGUUCCACCUGUUCACCACUCCCCACAGCUUCUGUCACGAGCCAGGAAAUGUGAAAUGAGACAUCCUGCUCUGAGUGAGGAGGGCGACACCCAGGCACCACAGUUACAGCCCUGGAAUCUCUUCCAGGACAACAGGUUGUAUCAGACCCCACCCUGCUGGGGAAUGUACCUGUCACAGUCCAGGUGAAAGGGUUGUGCUUGCUGCAGCCUAUCAGAAGCAGGUAGCUGGCUGAAUAGGCCAAGGAAGGAGAGCUGGAAGUUACACCUGUUGCCUGGCAGGCCGUUGCUGUUGGAAGGGAAGAGGCCAGAUUUUACCCUUGGGCCAUAUCCCAGGACCUGCCGUGUCAGCCUGAUUCCAAUGGAAGGAGAGUGUGGCGCAACCUCAGCUGCCAGCUGGGAACUCAGGCAAAGGCGGAGAGGCGGCUGAAUUGUGCCUGAAGUUGGUGAUUACUUGUCAGCUGUGGUCCCAGACAGACACAGCAAACUGGACAAGCCCCAGUGCCAGGACCCAGGGGCAUGGUGGUACAAGGACCUUUCACAGUUCGUGAAGAGGUUGGGUGGAAGGAGAAUUUGUAAUUGGGAACGAAGGCUGGGCUUAUCGAUGAAAUAACUAGGACAAGGAGGGGGCUGGAGGACUCAGUACCAGCCACUCCCCAUGACACUCUGGAGGUGCGUCAGCUCACCGCACUGGACACUGCAGAUCAAGCUCUGUUAUCCUGCCCCUCAGCCAUAGUCCUUCCUGGCGCAUCCCCUGGCGUGCAGCCCGUAACUCUCUAGGGGAUGCAGUGAUGGGCACCCCUGCUGUACUGGAGCUCUGACAUUCAGUGGCCACAGGGCAUCAGAGGGCAAGAACACGAGCUGCCUGCCUCCCAAGGAAAUGUCACAACCAUCACAGCUGCUGUGGCUUUGACCGCCCCGGCCAGGGACCUGGCGCCGUCUGUGUGAUCAUCGCAGCACCCAGCCUAGAGGCCCCUCAGGUACCCACCAUGCCCGAGCUGGAGCAGCUCCGUGUGCCCAGGCCCCCUGCAGAUGUUGGCCGUAUUCAGGGGAACAUCCUUGAGGAGCAUGUCGAGCUGUGGUGGUUCAAGGACCCUAAGAAAUCCAUCUUGUGCUAUGGUGUGGCCGUGGUGCUAAUUCUGGCCUGCGGGACAGGGGGCAUCGUCCUCCUCUAUAGCACCAGCAGCCGGUCUGGGGAGUGGCGGCUGGCUGUGGGCACCACGCUCUGCCUCCUGGCCUUGCUGGUGCUGCUGAAGCAGCUGCUGAGCUCUGCUGUCCAGGACAUGAACUGCAUCCGGAGCCGGAACCAGAUUGAACUGCUGAAGAGUGGUGGCUUUUCAGACUGUGUGGUGCUGCUGCUCAGUGCCCUGGUGCUGCUGGUCUGUGGCGUGGUCCUCACUGUCCUCUCCACCACAACCAUGCAGCUCAGCGCCUCACGGCCUCUGGCCAGCAUGUUCACCAGUGGCGUCAUCCUCAUGACUGCUGGGGCUGCCAUUCUACUCUGCCUGCUGCUUUACAUGCUCAGCAUCUCCUGCUGCCCAGUUGCUCCCAGGAGCUUGGACACAGGUGACAUUAGCAUCUUCACCAUCUCCAGCCGGCUCUCUGUGAACCGCCGGCUCGCCACCACCUCCAGCAUGGCCAACCUGAUCUAAGGCCUGGGCAGGGCCAACAUGCCCUUCAGUAUGGCAAAUGUGUACUGACCCUGGGGCAGGGUAAGGCCAUGCCCGCCACCCCUUCAGCAUGGUCAAGCUAAUCUUAACCUGGGGAAGAGCUGAAAUUUGAGUGUUGCCUUGACCCAACUGCAGAUAUCACUGAAACGGACUGGCAUUUGCACUUUACUCAGGCCAGUCGGCCUGAACCCUGGCAAAGACAAGGCGGUUCCUGGAUUGAUUUGAUUUACCUGGAACUUUACAAGUAGGACACUGGCCCUAUUUUAUUUUUUACCUCAGCAAAGUCUCCUGUGGUAUUUACUGUCCAUCCCUCUGACACAUCGGGGUCCGUGCUCUGAAGGACGAAGACGAAGACACUGCCCUUUGAUGAUGAACUUUAAGGAUCAUUGGAGAUGCCCAGACCUCAGCACACCAGUGAGGACAUUUGGCCAUCACAACUGAGCCAGCAAGGACCUUAGGUUGAUACGUGUGAAAUCCUGCUUUGUCUUCCCUUUCCUCGUAUGUUCUUUCCAGUUCCUCACUAUCUUCCUCCUAUUCCUUUCUUCUCUCUGCAUGCUUUCGAUCUGACCCUGAGACCAGCUGCAUCAUACAACACCAGCACAAAAAGAUAAGGCCAUCUAGCUUGAGACGGACUGGUAAAGAGAAACAAGCCAGAGUCCAGAGCAACUGCUGUCCUGGCUGACCUGCCAGCCCAGAGCAUCCAUCUGUGAUUGACUGGCCAUCUUGACUUUGGGAACGUCAACAAAAAGCUGUAUUUCCUCACCCUUGCAUCUAUCUUUCUGCUCAAAAGCAGGAGUAACCACAAAACUCACAGCUGAGGUUUGUCUGCACUACAGAGCAUUGGCCAAUAUAGCUGUGCCAGCAGAGGACUGUCA